Molecule: messenger RNA, 1994 nt
Organism: Haliotis rufescens (red abalone)
Lineage: Eukaryota; Metazoa; Mollusca; Gastropoda; Lepetellida; Haliotidae
Exons: 4
Coding region: 1-1653 (550 amino acids)
Biological process (GO): positive regulation of DNA-templated transcription
Cellular component (GO): nucleoplasm; chromatin
Molecular function (GO): zinc ion binding; ubiquitin-protein transferase activity
Source: RefSeq, a predicted model, not a curated record
AUGUCGGACUAUGUAUCAGCGUCCGCCAUCAAGGAUCUUCUCACCGAGUGCCCAAUAUGUACAGAACACUUUGAUGAGGUCAGACGGACACCUCGUCGUAUGCCCUGCUGUGUACAGUCAAUAUGUCAGGCAUGUCUAGAGACGCACAGCAAAGGACUCCCAACGUUAUCAUGUCCCAUGUGUCGACACCAACAUAAUUUGCAGGGCGGUGUGAAGUCACUACCCAAAGAGCCUAUCAUCCUAAGGAUCCUGGAUCAUCUGAAGAUUGUGAAGGGUCUCGAUCUGCCUUGUACGCAUUUUCCUGAUGGUAACCCUGCCAUGUCCAGAUGUGAUGACUGUGGCGUCUUCCUGUGCCAAGAAUGUCUAAAUGCCCACAAAAGAGUUCAGUCAAUGCGAGAUCACCAAACUGUCAGUUUUAAGGAAAUGAAAAAACAACCAGUCAAGCUGAGGGAGAAGGCAGAGGAACUUGAGAAAAUAAAACAAGGUCUCCAGGAAAGGCAUUCAAACAUACAGGUGUCAAAACAGGCUGCGGUGGUUGACAUCAACAAAGCCUUUGACGUAUUGAUUGAUGAAAUACAGCAGAGGAAGGGCAAUCUGUUGUCAGAUGUUGAAGAGAGAUCCAGCAAGAUUCUGAAGCUGACACAGGAGGAACUGGAUUCCACCAGUAAUAUUCUAGCAAAAGUGACAUCAUCUACCAAGUACACACGACAGAUGCGGAGUAAAGCUGACAAGAUAGAGGAUCAACAAAUGAUGGGGUCUUCAGCUGCCACCUUGAGCGCCAUGUUGGAGAUGUCACCAAAGGCGUCACUUGUAAGAGCUGGUGUCAGCUUUGCUUCAACUUGCUUCAAUAAAAUAACCCCCUUGUUGAAGAUGGCCAGCCUCGUCAAAUCAGUUGUCUUUUCACCAACAGAGACUCCAAAUGGAAAUAAAUCCUUGAAAGAUGCAAUGACUAUUGAACACGAGCAUGUGCCACAAGCUGCAUAUAUGACCGGGCAGCCGUUGGGAGUAAAAGGAUCGCUCGCAUGUGCGGAUCUGGAAUGGGACUCCAGUAUUGCAAGUGACGGUCUGACGGUUUCUGGGCCAGUUGUCACCAAUGGCAAACAAGAACAUCUUCCACCAAGGACAGGAUGCCGACUACUUUCAUAUCACAGAGUCCUGACAUCAACACCUCUGGUCAUCAGGCCAGGACAGACCAUCAUGUAUGGCAUGGAGGUCACAUACUCUGUCUUGACACCAGAGGAUAACAAUAAAGUUAUCUUCGAAGCAGCUUUGACUGACAGCCCUGUUGAUGCUAACAAGACCCAAACAACUGGAUUGAGUGUAUUGUUUGUAACAUGCCCAGCUCAUAAUGGAAUAUGUCUACAGGUGUACUACAACGGACAAUGUCUGUCCCAUGGCAACCUUACACUGAACGAGAGUGGUACAACUUACAGCCUGGAUUUGGGAUUCGUUCUUGAAGAGGAAACACAUACAGCCCAUGUCCUGGACCUUAGUCAACAGAAACUCGUCACAUCUGUAACUCCCUUCCCGUUUGAUAAACCUCUCUGGGUCACAAUUCAUUUUGCACCUUAUCCUAACACCCACUUAACCUGUGAAUUAUCAUCACAGAAAGGAAGAAAAAUGCACGCAUUCGAACGCUUGAUCCACGAGUAACUAGAAAACGAGCUGAUUGACGAUGCCAAGCAGAUGAUGCAGACAGAGAAAUAACACUUCGUCUUUAAUGUGACCAUUGUAUGCCAAUAAAACCAUAAUGAAUUGUUUGGUAGGCAUUACUUAGAAGUUGACGGAUGACAAAGUAGACUCAAUUUAUGAAAAACAACUUCUUUGGUACUGUAAAGGCGACGUUUCGGUAUAGAUCCUUGCUUGACAACGGUAAAGGAUCUAUACCGAAACGUCGCCUUUACAGUAUUAAAUAAAGUGUUAUGCUUAAAUUGUGUCUACGUUGUAAGCCAUAAUGGUGUCCACGUAAACAAGGUUGUAUACAUAGCAGUACA